Trematomus bernacchii (emerald rockcod) is the source of this 3081-nucleotide messenger RNA. RefSeq names its product xylosylprotein beta 1,4-galactosyltransferase, polypeptide 7 (galactosyltransferase I) (gene b4galt7). Gene Ontology annotation, biological process: carbohydrate metabolic process; proteoglycan biosynthetic process. The coding region runs from base 452 to 1408 and encodes 318 amino acids. NCBI's taxonomy places the organism in Eukaryota, Metazoa, Chordata, Actinopteri, Perciformes, Nototheniidae. Gene Ontology annotation, molecular function: xylosylprotein 4-beta-galactosyltransferase activity. The transcript is spliced from 7 exons. The record is from RefSeq and is a predicted model, not a curated record.
UAGGACAUCACUACAAUCGGCUUUCUGUUUGAUAUCUUUCCGUGAAAUUACCGUUAGAUUUUAUCUCUACCGGUUCCGUGUGCGUGUCAUUACAUGCACUUCUUAAAUCAAUCGUUAACGGACACUCGGUGGCGGACAAAGCGGACCAAAAAACGGGGAGACAUUUGAACCCGGAGCUUUGGAGCGUGAGAACCGCUACAUGCUACGUGUACAGUAAUAACAACAUGGAGGCCAGAGCACUGGUUUUAAAAAACAUGGAUUCUUUUCUUAUUUUGACUUAAAUAAGCAAAUGUUUUCCAGCUGUAACGUGCCGGGGGGGUUUGGGUGGAGUUAGCAGAAAGUUAGAAUGGAAGACAAUGUGAAAAAAGAUGAAGCAUUAAUGUGAAAAACUACUUUUCCCUUUUUGAUUUUGAAGAGUUUUUUUUAUCUCGACGGAAAUCUGGGUUUUAAAAUGAUGUACUCAUCCAAAAGAAAGCCUGUCCUCUACUUCAAAGAGGAGAGGAGGUUCCUCUCCGGUAAAUGUACGGUCUACAAGCUGUUCGGGCUGUGCAUGGUGCUGCUGCUCGUCUCUCUGCUCUGGCUCCAGCUCAGCUGUUCGGGGGAAAUGUCCUCCCUGCUGCACGAGGAGCGCCGCCCCCCCCCACAGCCCCCCUGUCCCCCCACCAACAGGCAGGCAGACGACGACCCCUCGUGGGGUCCUCACAAGCUGGCCCUCAUCGUGCCUUUCAGGGAGCGCUUCGACGAGCUGCUGGUGUUCGUGCCCUUCAUGCACGACUUCCUGAACAAGAAGAAGAUCCGCCAUAAGAUCCUCGUCAUCAACCAGGUGGACCACUACAGGUUUAACCGAGCGUCCCUGAUCAACGUGGGCUUCCUGGAGAGCGGCAACGACACAGAUUACCUGGCGAUGCACGACGUCGACCUGCUGCCGCUGAACGAGGCUCUGGAUUACGGGUUCCCCUCCGAGGGGCCGUUCCACGUGGCGUCGCCCGAGCUGCACCCCCUGUAUCACUACAAAACAUACGUGGGGGGGAUCCUCAUGCUCACCAAGAAGCACUACCACAUGUGCAACGGGAUGUCGAACAGGUUCUGGGGUUGGGGACGAGAAGACGACGAGUUCUACAGAAGACUGAGGAAAGCAGAGUUACAGCUCUUCAGGCCGAGCGGCAUCACGACGGGAUAUAAAACAUUUCUCCACAUCCACGACUCGGCCUGGAGGAAAAGAGACCAGAAGAGAGUCGCCUCUCAGAAACAGGAGCAGUUUAAGGUGGAUCCGGAGGGGGGUCUGUCGAACCUGCGGUACGAGGUGGAGUCGAGGCGGGACCUGAGCAUCAGCGGCGCUCCGUGCACCGUCAUCAGCGUGCGCCUGCAAUGCGACACGGACCUGACGCCCUGGUGCCUCCUCACUUAGACACCCAUCCCGCGAUGACGCUCCGAUCGCAAAAGGAAACCACGACCUGGGAUACGAGAAACUUCUUUAUUAUUAUCAGGUACAUCUCAACGAUACAACUGCUGAUUUACAAAAACCUUCGGAUGGUUUUCAAACUUUUAAUUUAUGGACUUUUAGCAGGAGAAGCCUCAGCGCUCGGACACGGACUUUAGCAGGAGAAGCCUCAGCGCUCGGACACGGACUUUAGCAGGAGAAGCCUCAGUGCUCGGACACGGACUUUAGCAGGAGAAGCCUCAGCGCUCGGACUUUAGCAGGAGAAGCCUCAGCGCUCGGACUUUAGCAGGAGAAGCCUCAGCGCUCGGACACGGACUUUAGCAGGAGAAGCCUCAGCGCUCGGACUUUAGCAGGAGAAGCCUCAGCGCUCGGACUUUAGCAGGAGAAGCCUCAGCGCUCGGACUUUAGCAGGAGAAGCCUCAGCGCUCGGACACAGACUUUAGCAGGAGAAGCCUCAGCGCUCGGACACGGACUUUAGCAGGAGAAGCCUCAGCGCUCGGACUUUAGCAGGAGAAGCCUCAGCGCUCGGACUUUAGCAGGAGAAGCCUCAGCGCUCGGACUUUAGCAGGAGAAGCCUCAGCGCUCGGACUUUAGCAGGAGAAGCCUCAGCGCUCGGACACGGACUUUAGCAGGAGAAGCCUCAGCGCUCGGACUUUAGCAGGAGAAGCCUCAGCGCUCGGACUUUAGCAGGAGAAGCCUCAGCGCUCGGACUUUAGCAGGAGAAGCCUCAGCGCUCGGACUUUAGCAGGAGAAGCCUCAGCGCUCGGACUUUAGCAGGAGAAGCCUCAGCGCUCGGACACGGACUUUAGCAGGAGAAGCCUCAGCGCUCGGACUUUAGCAGGAGAAGCCUCAGCGCUCGGACACGGACUUUAGCAGGAGAAGCCUCAGCGCUCGGACUUUAGCAGGAGAAGCCUCAGUGCUCGGACACGGACUUCAGCACCAAGCCACGGCUGUAUUAUGUUAUUGUUUUGGGGAUCAUUGUUACAUUUCAAAACUAACAUCCAAAGUGUUUCAUGGUAUUUGUUUGCCUGCUGGUGAAAUGCAGAGGGAGGAAGCAGUAAGUAUGUUUAUUGUUCUUGUCCAUCUUAAACAAAACUCGCCAAAGAUAUAAAAAGAAAAUGUAUGAAAUCUGGAUUUUGCAUUCAAGCGAAAACCUCCCCAAAUGUUUGUUUUUUUUAGAAUCAAAGAAAUGUUUCAUCGUGUUUCAAGACUGCAGCAGAAAAGGAACGAGCAAAGAUUGUUGCUGCACGAAGCGGGAAUAGGAAGCGUAGAAAUAUUGAUUGAUUUGCAGAGAAACAUCUUUAUCAUCAGGUGCAUCUGUACGGUGGCCCACAGGUGCAAACCAAGCCCCCAGGAAGUGCGCCGGACUCUGAGGAAAAUAUUCGUUGUGUCCAAACGGCGGUACUACACCUUCCGUAUCAGUCCGUGACGUCACUGGACCAGAAAGACUUUCCCCCAUUGACUAACAUCGGGAAAGAGACGUCUGUAAAUCAGCGGAUACUUUUUUUUAAACUAAAUAAAGUACCCAGAAUGCACUCUGUGAUAGCCCUUAUUAGAAUCAUUCGGUCUUUAAAGUUGUAAAAUGCACUAAAAGCCAAAUCUAGAUUUAUUUUCUGUCUCCAUUCAUUCUAGUGAGCCGA